UAAUCCUUCAUUGCGCGUGCGCACAGCCAUCUUCUUACUGGGUGAACAAAACUGGACACACUCGUAGACGACGCAGAGUCUGUCCAUUUCCAGCAGGAAUCAUGGGAACAGUGUUCCUGCAACAGAGUACGGCUCACUCCGUGCUGAGGAGGUUGCGGCGGGCCAACUACCUCCUGGAGGAGGUGAAGCAGGGCAACAUCCAGAGGGAGUGCCGAGAGGAGGUUUGCAACUAUGAGGAGGCACGUGAGGCCUUUGAGAACGACGAGAAAACGAGGCGAUUCUGGGAGGAGUAUGUGCGCGAGAACAACCCCAACAAGGGCCUGGAGUCGAUGGUGGGCAGCGCCCAGUCGCUGUACCUCAUCCUGCCACUGCUGCUGGUGCUGCUGCUCAUCAUGGCCGUGACCAUCACCGUGUGGCGCUGCCACUCGCGCAAGCGCUCGCAGCGGAGUCCGUCGGCCGGGCGCUCGCACCGCGAGCCCACGCUCUCCGUGGUGUCCAUGGACCAGUGGGGGCCCGAGUUCCACUCGGACAUGAGCCCGCGCUCCGACAUGAGCGCGCGCAGCUACCACGCCGGGUCCGGACGCACGAGCGCCGGGGAUCCGCCGCCCUCCUACGACGAGGCGGUGGGCCAGGCCGACGUGCACAUCGAGACGGAGCCGCCGCCGCAGUACGACGACAUCGUCAACAACAGCUCGUCCAACAUGAUCAUCGGACAGGGGAAGUAGGAGCAGUAGCAUCACCAUCACAGCGUCUGUCAUAACCAGAGCUUUCCUCACCAGCCAACCCCCCCCCCCCCAUCCCCCCUCUUCAUAGGAACUCAUCCCUUUCCCUCAUACAUAUAACCACUCUUUGUCAAACGCUUCCACGCCUGGAGACAACCAUGGGGAGCUGUUGGCUCAAAUGUGGGGGCGGGAACCAUUGCACGGUUAGUUGAGUGUGAGAUUUAAAUGAAAAUUAACGAUGCAUCCCAACAAGGCGGAGCUCAAACUACAAGUGUCCAACAAACAAGAUGCUGCAGUGGCACUGCUGUGUGAUUGAGGGGCCAUAAAUGCAAAGUCAGGCUGGCGCAUUGAUAGAUUUGUCGGGACCCGAUUUUGCCACCAUAUGCCACCCAUAAUUUCAACCAAAGGUUUUCUCCAAGCGUGUUACAAAUUGACUAUCAUUAUAUGUGUCAUCGUUGCAGUCCAGGGUGACCGAGGAGAUUCAGUCAGGAAAAUGCAGUAAAGGACUUUGAUCGUAUGUCUGACUGAUUUGACCAUUCCCUAGAUUUGAAAUCAGCAGUCUGUGGGUGGUUGAGUGAGUAACUCCCUUUUACACUAAUCUCUGAAGCACUAACAAAACCAGAUGGCACUGCACACCUGGAGUGUGCCUUGCUAGUGCCGGGUGAACCUAACCAACAAUAUCAGUGAAGACACUGAUUUAGAAGUCACUUUUUACCCCACUGUGUGUGUGUGUGUGUGUGUGUUUACUUGCUUGUGUGCAUGCAUGUAUGUGUGUAUGCUUAAAGCAUAAUAGGAAUUGAUCACCUUGACUUCAGACAGCUUGGUGGUCAAACAAAAACAAACGUUUGAUUGUACAUUUACCAUCCAUCUUUUCUAAAACUAAGAGAAACUAAAAUAGUUGGAGUGAGUAGUUGAAGGGAAUUGUGCAACUAAAUCUAAGAAUAGACUGAUUGGAAAUGAUUCUGCUUUGCACUGAUUGUCUUCACAAGCUCUUUGAAACAAGCGAGAGCUCAAAGUGAGAGCUUUUGCCAUGCAGUGGUGUAGUUUUGAUAAUGGCUGCACUGUCCUUUACAUUCAGAAUAUGUUUUUGAUGUGGAUAAUAGAGGAUCAGUGUGUAUAGUAGAUGCUCAGAGUUAAUAUCUAAAUAUUUACUGAGAAGUAUUAAAGGAAUUGUUACCAAGAUUUCCAUACAGGGACCAUCUUGUUCUCAUGCCAGAGGGGUUGGAUAAUAUGCCUGCGUUACACUGGAGAUGGGUCCUUGUGUUUGAACAGUAUUGCUUCCUCAUUGUUAUGUAACCUGUAUAUUUCAGACAUUUUCAGAGUUGCCUUUCUUGUAACCUUGUUGUUCCUUCUAUCGAGUUACUAUCCAUCGGUGUCUAUUGAGAUAUAACCUUGACUCGUAGAAAUCUUUUCCUGUUACAAUCGAUUGUACUCAAAUCUGUCCAUGACGUGUCAAAAUGUUUGGUGUGCCAGUCCUCCUAUAGUUGUUGUUUGCCAAGAUGAACGUUGUCUUUUGUUUAAUGCUUAUCACUUGGAUCACUUGAGUGGCACAAUGAGUGGCAACAUUUGAACUCUCAACUUGGUCAUAGUUUAUCACGAGGUCUCAUCUAGGAGGACUGAGCAGCCAAGACCUAUUACUGUGAGAUGACUCCGAUAGUUGUCAAACUAUUGGAAGUGUCAUAGUUGCAGUGAUAGGAGUGUUCAGGAAAAAAUACCUUCCAAUUUUGAAGGUUGUUAUGAUGAACUGUUAUGAAGGAACAAAUGUGUGUGUAUGUGUUUGAACAUGUAAUCAUAUUGUACAUGAUUUAAACUUAUGUUGUGGGUAGUUAGCGUGUGAAAAAGCACUUUUUAAAAGAGCUUGCAGGGCUCCUUAUAUUGGACAUACUGUCCACUCUGGCUGAGUGUCCAAGUCUCCGUUAGUUCAGCUGAAAACCUCAUGAAUGACAUCACCUACCUUGUUGUCCAGAAUCAGAUAUAUUCUCAGAUAUAUGCAAUAACACAAUAACAAACACUAACUCAGAGAAUAACUCUAAGUAUGCCAAAUCAACACCUGCUCAGCUGAAAAACUGUUCUAAAGUUAAAAUAGAUUUUCUUGUGAUAGUGGGACGUCAUGUGGGCUGAAGUUGAAGUUUCAGGUUCAGAAAGUAAUAAUCUCGUUUUUAACUGUCAACAGUCUAAAACUGCUAAUAGGAGCUGUCAUUUAAAACUAUGCACAUGCAUAUUGGUAUGCAAGGAUUCCAUGCAAGGCUUUACUGACAUACUUGGAAUCACACUGUGAUUUGUUAGGUAUGCAUUCUGGACGAAACACAAGUAUAUGUUCUAAAAGAUGGACAGCAGUGUAGUGAAACAUGAUCUCCCUACUUGUGCACACGGAACUGAAACAUAGCCAUACUCUCUGAACUUGAGUAACCGCAUCUCUGAACACUAGGCCAUAGCUAUGGACUGUAGAGUCACAGAGUUCUCUCUGCUCAGAACAUUCCCUCAUUCACUACAUAGUGCACUCCACCACUAUAAUUAUUCACUAUGUAGUGAAUGAGUGGAUGUUCGGAACAGGUUGUGAUAGUGGCCAAGUCUGGCUCUCAUCUGUUCCAGAGUUGGCUCCUAUGAACGCUGCCAUUUUAAAUUUUUAGCUUGAGCCGUGAGCUGUUAUGGUGUGACUAACCUGCUCAUCAGGUGGGCUAGCCAUUUUGGGUGUAUAGUAUGACAACCCUUUAUACCAAUUGUUUUGCUAUGCCUUAUUUGAGCAAUAAUAUAAAUUUGUGUAUAAAAAUGUUUGACAUUCUUUUUGGAGAUGAAACAAGCUUGAGUUGUGUUUGUAAUAAAAGUUUUUCAAAGUGA
Sardina pilchardus (European sardine) is the source of this 3560-nucleotide messenger RNA. It is a transcript of the gene prrg1, whose product is annotated as proline rich Gla (G-carboxyglutamic acid) 1. The transcript has 4 exons. Lineage: Eukaryota; Metazoa; Chordata; Actinopteri; Clupeiformes; Clupeidae. The record is from RefSeq and is a predicted model, not a curated record. Bases 102 to 725 code for a protein of 207 amino acids. Gene Ontology annotation, cellular component: extracellular region. Gene Ontology annotation, molecular function: calcium ion binding.